Hermetia illucens (black soldier fly) is the source of this 1719-nucleotide messenger RNA. RefSeq names its product NAD-dependent histone deacetylase sirtuin-1-like. The transcript has 4 exons. The record is from RefSeq and is a predicted model, not a curated record. NCBI's taxonomy places the organism in Eukaryota, Metazoa, Arthropoda, Insecta, Diptera, Stratiomyidae. Gene Ontology annotation, molecular function: NAD+ binding. Bases 351 to 1484 code for a protein of 377 amino acids.
AAACUGAAGUCCACAAACAGACGCAGAACGCCAUCGGAAGCGGUAACAUCACUGGACGGUGGAGAUUGCCAGCCAUCACCGACUCCAACGUCCACGGAACCAAGUUGAUGGUCGAACUACUGCUGCGGAAAGCCAUUGUACAGCUGGAGACGAAAGUUCUGGAACGGAGAAACCAGGAGACGCCUCACCCCAUUUUGAUCCUGUCUAAACUGCUAUGCCAAGGAGGUGCAUCCGCAUUUGGGAUGUUCUAGUUGAAACACUCACCACCAGGUGAUGUGCAGCAAUUAAACACUGUAACCACAAAAAAGUUGUUAUCAAAACCACAGAAAUCCUCACAACAAUCAAACAAAAUGUCCGAACAAGAAGGAACAUCGCGAGCAAUUCCACUAUAUUGGAUUCAAAAACAAAUUCAAACUGGUGCUGAUCCACGUGAAAUUCUCACAAACAUACUCGGCGAAGACGCAUACAUACCAGAGGACUUCAGUGACAUUGCUUUAUGGCGUAUUCUAGCUAGUAUUCUAUCGGAGCCCCCACGUCGACAGAAGCUACCAAACAUCAACACAAUCGAGGAUGUUGUCAGACUCCUGAGAACAUGCAAAAACAUUAUGGUUCUGACAGGCGCGGGAGUUUCAGUUUCAUGCGGAAUACCCGACUUCCGUUCAAGCGAUGGCAUCUACAGUCGUCUCGCCAAAGAUUUUCCUGGGCUUCCAAAUCCUCAAGCAAUGUUUGAUAUCAAUUAUUUCGCACAUGAUCCUCGUCCAUUUUAUAAAUUUGCCCGUGAAAUCUAUCCAGGACAGUUCAAGCCGUCGCUAUGUCAUCGAUUCAUAAAGCUACUUGAGAGCAAAGGGAAAUUGCUGAGAAAUUAUUCACAAAAUAUCGACACAUUAGAACAAGUGGCUGGGAUAGAAAAUGUUAUCGAGUGUCAUGGCUCAUUCGCCACAGCGAGUUGUACAAAAUGUAGUUACAGAACUGAUUCGGAAGCAAUACGCGAUGAUAUUUUCAAUCAGCGAAUACCACUCUGUCCGCGAUGCAAUCCACCAGGAAAUGAAGACAAUGACAACAUUGCAUACAAUGAAUUAGUGGAAAGAGGCAUAAUGAAACCUGACAUUGUCUUUUUCGGUGAAGGACUGUCAGAUGCAUUCCACACGGCUAUGGAUAGCGACAAAGAUAAAUGCGAUUUACUGAUUGUAAUCGGUUCAUCAUUGAAAGUCCACCCAGUUGCGCUUAUUCCACGGUCGAUUCCAGAAGAUGUACCCCAGAUAUUGAUUAAUCGCGAACAAUUAAAUCAUUUUGUUUUUGAUGUUGAACUGUUGGGCGAUGCAGACACCAUAAUAGCAAAGCUGUGUGAAAUGCUUGGAAAGGAUUUCUGUACUUUUCCACCAAGUGAAUUGUCUACUAUGCUUGAUUCUUCAGACCUGCAAAUUUCAAAUCUUGCUGACAAACCAAAAUUCCUAGACGAUGCAGAAACAGCAGAAGCAUCGUGACACGUCGAAUCGCACAUAUUGACGGUCUGAACCGCGUGGUCAGAACAACUAAAACCAUCCCAUCGGAUAACAAUUCCCUUAAUGAAUUUGUUUUUAGAUUAAUGCAUUUUAAGUUAUUAAACUAUAUCAUUCUUCUUUGUAUUUUUUCUAGAUUUUAUCAACAAAUUAUGUGUAAUGUUGGAAAUUGACUUUUUCUUCAUUUAAAUGAACGAUAAUAAAUUUAAAUUUUUUAGAA